AUGGUUGAUAAAAAUGUAAACUUAUUAUUGCUAUCUCUUAGGCUAACCUAUCUGAUUAUUUGACCCUUUCUAUAGUGCCUUAGGUGAUAUUUGUGAAUUCAAAGCUAACCAUGUUCAAAGUUGGAUAAGAGUUAAUUGUAUUCUUUGCUUUUGAAGAGGUCUCUAGCCAAUAAGAGUCAAAUUACAAGUCAUCUGUUGCUUUAGGUUUAAUUUGA
Messenger RNA from Paramecium octaurelia, 215 nucleotides. The record is from the annotation of a GenBank genome assembly. Lineage: Eukaryota; Ciliophora; Oligohymenophorea; Peniculida; Parameciidae.